Metschnikowia bicuspidata var. bicuspidata NRRL YB-4993 is the source of this 1593-nucleotide messenger RNA. RefSeq lists its product as uncharacterized. The coding region runs from base 1 to 1593 and encodes 530 amino acids. Gene Ontology annotation, biological process: translational initiation. NCBI's taxonomy places the organism in Eukaryota, Fungi, Ascomycota, Pichiomycetes, Serinales, Metschnikowiaceae. The transcript has a single exon. Gene Ontology annotation, cellular component: cytosolic small ribosomal subunit. The record is from RefSeq and is a predicted model, not a curated record. Gene Ontology annotation, molecular function: protein binding; translation initiation factor activity; ribosome binding.
AUGUGCUUCUCGCCCGACGGGCGCUACCUCACGCUCUGGACCCGCCCGCUCUUGCUCGACCGCGAGAGCGGCGUGUGGCUGGAAAACGUGCUCGUGUACGACGUGGAGUCGCAGGCCGUGCUCACGAAAUGGUCCAACAAACAGCAAGGAGGGUGGCAGCCGCAGUUCACGCAGGACGGCAGCGUGAUGGCCAAGAACUUCAACAACCGCGAGAUCCACUUCUACGAGUUGUCCGCGGCCUUGGACAUCCGCAAGCCCUCGUACAAGUUUCGCUUGCAGGACUCCGGCGCCACGUUCCAGAACUUCCGCUUGAGCCCCGGCUUGAACCCCUCCGUGGCGGUGUUCAUCCCGGAGAAGGGCGGCAAGCCCGCGGAGGUGCUCAUCUACAACAUCCCCAACUUCAACCAGCCCGUCUGCUCCAAGCUGUUCUUCAAGGCCGAGAAGUGCCAGUUGCAGUGGAACGCCUUGGGCACCGCGUUGCUCGCGUUGGCGUCCACGGACCACGACUCCAGCAACAAGUCCUACUACGGCGAGACCAACUUGUACUUGUUGGGCAUUGCCGGCUCCUACGAGCGCAUCGACUUGAAGCGCGAGGGCCCCAUCCACGACAUCACGUGGUCGCCGUCCGCCCGUGAGUUUGCCGUGUCCUACGGCUACAUGCCCUCGGAAACCACCUUCUUCGACGCCCGCGGCAACCUGAUCUUCUCCUUGCCCACCUCGCCCCGCAACACCAUCCUCUACUCGCCGCACGGCCGCUACGUGUUGGUGGCGGGCUUCGGCAACUUGCAGGGCACCGUCGAUGUCUACGACCGCCAGAACAAGUUUGCCAAGGUGUGCACCUUCGAGGCCUCCAACACCUCCGUGUGUGAGUGGUCGCCCUGCGGCCGCUACAUCUUGACGGCCACCACGUCGCCCCGCUUGCGUGUGGACAACGGCUUGAAGGUGUGGUACGCCGACGGCACCUUGUUGUACUACCGCGAGUAUCCGGAAUUGUUUUCCAUCGCUUGGAAGCCACAGCCUAUCAGCAAGUUCCCGGCGCUAAAACUGUUGGAGCCUUGCCCGCCGGCCCACCAGUCGGCCACCGAGUAUCUUGCCAAAAAGGCGGCGCUGAGCGGCACGAGCACCGUGAAGAAGGUCGGUGCCUACCGUCCGCCCCACGCCAGGAACAGCGGCGCGUCCACGGCUCUGACCUCGCUCUACCAGAAGGAGUUGCAAAGCAACUUGGGCCCCAAGCCUGCGGGCGCCUACGUGCCCGGAAGAAGAGUCGUGCCGGGCGCACAGCCUGUGGAACCCAAAGAGAGCAAGAGCGCGGCCAAAAACAAGAAGAAAAGAGAGGGCAAGAAUGCCGACGAGGCGUCGCCUACCCCCGAGCUGCCUGCGGUGGCGCAGGCACAAGACCAAGGCUCGGUCGUUGGAGGUGUAGUUUCGAUGGAGGAGAAGAAGAUCCGCGCCUUGUUGAAAAAGCUCAGGGCUAUCGAGGCCUUGAAAAUGAGACAGGCGGGCGGCGAACAGUUGGAGGAGACACAGAUCAACAAGAUCAACAAGGAGGACGAAAUCAGACAGGAGUUGGGCUUCUUGGGCUGGUCUGAAUAG